This is a messenger RNA of Cryptosporidium muris RN66, 738 nucleotides long. RefSeq lists its product as uncharacterized. NCBI's taxonomy places the organism in Eukaryota, Apicomplexa, Conoidasida, Eucoccidiorida, Cryptosporidiidae. The coding region runs from base 1 to 738 and encodes 245 amino acids. The transcript has a single exon. The record is from RefSeq and is a predicted model, not a curated record.
AUGCAAACUUCAUGUUUAGAAUUUUUAAACUCACUGGAUUUUGAAAAUGCCUUUUCAAAGCGUGGUAUAAUAAGUACCUUAGUGGGUAUUUUUUUAGGAUUAAUAGUAUCAAUAACAGUAAACAGUACCCUUGUAGAAAUCAGCCUAUCUCUAUUUUUCUCAACAUAUUUUGGUUUAUUAUUUAUUGGAAUUGGUUGUUUAAUAUAUUGGCGUGUUUCUGUUACUUUUCAACAAGUUACUGAAGAACAGGGCUUAGAUAAACGAAGAUUUCUCUUGAUAUUUGCCGGUAUAAUUAUGUUAUCAGGAUUACUCUGUUUCAUGCUAGAAAAAGAAUGGUUUGCUGGAUUAUCCGCUUUGUUACGUGUACCUAUUUAUUCUAUUUUAGGUUUGUCAAUAUCUUUUGCCUUAGCAUUUUCUCUUGUGGAUGUUGUUAAUUAUAUAUCAGGAUUAAUAAUGGGCCCUGAAAGUCCAUUACUUAUUAGUUCUAGAUCUCAAAUUUUAUUGGUUAUCUCAUCUUCACUUAUUAUGGGUUGCUUAUUUGGUUUGAUUUUUGGAUUAGUAGAAGAUUCACAUUCGCAAGUUCACUAUAUCAAUAUUUCACUUAUGAAACAAAAACAUUAUUGUUAUACUAUUGGUAUUAUUCAAGGAGCUAUUUGUGGUUUUGGAAAUGAAGUUUUAAGGGUAUCAGACAAAUCUUAUAUGACAAUGGGGAGAACCACUUAUGAUUCUGAAGUAUAA